GUGCGCGCUUGACCCAUCUGGAAUAUUUUUCACAGACGCCAUUUUCUUAGACUCGCGAUGCGGAGCAUAUGAGGACGCAAAACAGCGAAAUUAAGUGUUUAAUCUUACUCACAAUAUGUGUUUUGUAAUAUCAUAUCGUUUUAUAGCGAUAUUUAUAAGGUGUGUGUGCCUAAACGUUUUUUAAAGACAUUUCUUCCACUCGCGAGGCGGACCAGACGAGGAUGUUUCUUUUUAAAAGGGAAACGCCGAAAGUUAAGUGUUUUAUCUCAUUUAUAUGUAUUUCACAACAUCAUAUUGAUUUAUAGCGAUAUUUGUGUGAUGUGUACUCCUAAACUUUUUCUCAGAGCGAUAUUUUCCUUCACUCAUGAUGCGGAGAAGACGGGGAAAUUGGUUUUAUCAUGGAAAACACAGAAAAUGCAUUUGAAUGGCUGUGCAUUGACACGGACCUCACUUUUAACAGGGGAAACAUAAGAAAGAGACAUUUUCUUUCACUGGCGAUGCGGAGCAGACGGGGAAGUUGGUCUUCUCGAGGAAAACACUGAGUGAGUUAAAUUGUUCGUCAUUCAAAGUGAUUUUGUGCCCUCACAAGUCUUGGAAUAUGGCACAUGAGUCACAAUGGUUCAUGCUGGCUUAACAGAAAAAUCGAAAGGAGAUGAUGUGCUUGAAGAGUAUGAAGCCACCAAUACAUUAAGUGUGAUGAGAAGAGCUUUGUUAGGACACAUACCAGAGACAUGGGUGCAUUCAUUUUGGUAGGAGGAGUCCAACCAUAAGUGAACAAAGACAGAAGGUGUGGAACCACAUGAGUAUAAAUAAAUGAUGACAGAAUUUUCAGUUCUGGGUUAACUAUUCUUAUAUUAACCUACAGCUUCCAGCUCUGAUCCAUGCUAUGAUUACAACACUCUUGAUGAAGACUGGAGAGACGUACUGCAAAACCGACAUCACUACUAUGGUUAUGAUGACACCCAUGAUGAAUGGAGUGGCUGGUAUCGUCUGUAUUUGAAUGGAGAAAGUGCCUUUGAAUGUAUUUGAAUGGAGAAGAAUUACCGACCCAAUAAGCCAGAUGGAAUUCGUGGAAGCGGUCGCCGCCCUAGCCCUCCUGGAUCUCCCCUUCUUUAAAUUUGCGAGCCAGUUCUGUGAGCUCACGGAGAAGAUGACGCUGGCGGACUCUGUCAUCAUAGAGACGUUCUGGCUCGGGGCCACUUACCACCGUCCCAUGGACCUCCCAGACACCGCGGGAUUAUGUUGGAGAGAGGCCAUUCUUCGGUGUCUGGGAAGCGUCCGGGCCCGAGCCGGAACCCAAUCGUCAGCCGCGAUCCACGGAUUCCAGCCGCCGUCCGCGGCCACGUCAAACCCACUGACACGGAAGGCGGCAAACCCGCCAAGAAGUGCGGCUACCCCGCCGAGAGAGAGUGCGGCCAACCCGCCGACAGAGAGUGCGGCCAUCCCGCCGACAGAGAGUGCGGCCAUCCCGCCGACAGAGAGUGCGGCCAUCCCGCUGACAGAGAGUGCGGCCAUCCCGCCUAGAAAUGUGACAAACCCGCUGGUCCCGUCCAGCUCUCCUGUGCCUGUGCUGGUCCCGUCCAGCUCUCCUGUGCCUCCGCUGGUCCCGUCCAGCUCUCCUGUGCCUCCGCUCGUCUAGUCCAGCUCUCCUGUGCCUUCGCUGGUCCCGUCCAGCUCAUCUGAGUCUCCGCUGGUCCCAUCCAGCUCCGCGCCUCCCGAGCGCAUUCAAGAGUUCGCGGUUCAAGAGCGCCCCCCUGUGCCUGCGCCAAAAAGGUGCCUCCCUAGCUUCGCGCCUCCCAAGCGCAUUCAAGGGUCCGCGCCUCAAGAGCGCCCCCCUGUGCCUGCGCCACGAAGGCACCUCCCUAGCUCCGCACCGCCUGAGCGCCCCCAAGAGUCCGCGCUUCCAGAGCACCCCCAAGAGUCCGCGCUUCCAUAGCGCCCCCAAGAGUCCGCGCUUCCAGAGCACCCCCAAGAGUCCGCGCUUCCAUAGCGCCCCCAAGAGUCCGAGCUAAGAAGUAGGGCCACCAACUACAUCAAAAAAAAUUUGGGGGGGGGGCCAUAUACCUGUCAUCCUGAUGGCCAUAGUGGCCAUGUUCCGGACUUUGGCCAGGGCCACUAUGGCCACUCCGCCGAGGCCCUCGGAGUCCACCACGGUCUAAGAGCUGCCUGUACCGCCCUGGACGCCUCCUCAAGUGUCUGUGUAUCUCCGUCCUGCUCCGGCGUCCAGGGCGCCCACCCCCCCUCCCCGUUGGAACUGUUACGGCGCGGGACGCGCCUACCGGGAGGGGGAGAUACUGUUACAUGUCUGCCUGUCUGUGAUCCCCGUUUUCCUUAUUUGGUUUAGUUCCUGCCCUCAUUAGUUAAUUAUCAUUUGAUUGUCUCAAGCUGAGUUUGAUUAUGUUGUUUUGCUCUUUGGUUCUCUCCCCUUUAUAAGUCCUGAGUUCUCCCUUUGUGUUUGUCGGUAAUUAAGUUUAUUAAAUGGAAAAGUGUGUUGAAGCCAUUUG
Molecule: messenger RNA, 2504 nt
Organism: Onychostoma macrolepis
Lineage: Eukaryota; Metazoa; Chordata; Actinopteri; Cypriniformes; Cyprinidae
Product: mucin-7-like
Exons: 8
Coding region: 1001-1639 (212 amino acids)
Source: RefSeq, a predicted model, not a curated record